GUAGAAAGCGCAGAGAUGUCUCACACAAUCCUCCUCGUGCAGCCGACCAAGAGACCCGAGGGCAGAACCUACGCAGACUACGAGUCGGUGAAUGAAUGUAUGGAAGGGGUUUGUAAGAUGUAUGAAGAGCAUCUGAAGAGAAUGAACCCCAAUAGCCCAUCUAUCACAUACGACAUCAGCCAGUUAUUUGACUUCAUCGAUGACCUGGCAGAUCUUAGCUGUCUGGUGUACCGUGCCGACACUCAAACAUAUCAGCCCUACAACAAAGACUGGAUAAAAGAGAAGAUCUAUGUGCUCCUACGCAGGCAAGCUCAGCAAGCGGGAAAAUAAUCUUGAUGUUUUAGUGAAGAAAAAGUGGGGAGUUUUGUUUUUUGUAUUAUAGUGGUUUGUCUUUUGUUUAAACUAUAGGGGCCUUGAGUGAUUUAGACCAAUGUUGGAUGUUACAUGUAAAAUCCUUUUUUUUUAAUUUUAUCUUUUUUUCUAUAAAAGAAAUGUUUGAAUCCGCACACACCAAGAAGCAAUCGGCCUGGUGGAAAUGUUAACCACUCGGGGCCCCAACUACUGUAUUCUGCAGGUUCCAGCUACACAACAAUGUGGUCUGCGCAGUUAAUUUCACAGCCACUGUUUUGGCAGGUUAAAGCAUGCCCUAAUAUUUUAGUCAAAAUAAAUUCUUGAAUAAA
This is a messenger RNA of Xenopus laevis (African clawed frog), 680 nucleotides long. RefSeq names its product ERH, mRNA splicing and mitosis factor S homeolog (gene erh.S). Lineage: Eukaryota; Metazoa; Chordata; Amphibia; Anura; Pipidae. The record is from RefSeq and is marked provisional.